AUGGUCUGCCACAACAGCAAGGGAACACCCAAAACGGUUAGGCUAACCAAAUUCUGGUCUACACCAUUUGUUGGGUACGACCUAGUAUUGGGGUAUCUAUGGCUGGCUGAGGCAGACCUAUGUAUCCGUUUCUCCACAGGAACCUACGAGUGGUUCACUGACGACGUCGAGAGAGUCCAGCUGGUGACCGCCGAACAAUUGUUCAGUGAUCUGGAGCCAGGCGAGCAGCCAUACCUGCUACAGCCCGAGAGUCUGGGCAUGGGUGGUCCAGCGGACGUCCAUCGGACGGACGCCGGACAGACGCCGGACGCGCCCCUCGCCGAAUGGUCAAGGAUCAUGGCAGUGGGAAUCGACGGCGGCCCCAUCCCAGAAGAUGACGCCCCAGAUAUGGAGGAGCUCAAGUAUGUGCCAGAGCACCUCCAUCACAAGUGGUUUGCCUUCAGCAAACGGCAGACGAGUGUGUUGGCACCACACCGGGAGUAUGAUCACUCCAUAGAUAUCGAGGCUGGUGCCAAGGUUCCCAACCUCCCGAUCUAUAACCUGUCCCGCCGAGAGCUGGAUAUACUCCGGGAAUACCUCGAGGCGGCACAGGAGAAGGGCUGGAUCCGCCCAAGCAAGUCGCCGGCGGGAGCCCCCAUCCUGUUCGUCCCCAAACCCGAUGGUACUAUGAGACUGUGCGUCGAUUACCGGGGAUUGAACAAGAUAACCAUCAAGAACCGGUAUCCUAUCCUACUGGUGAGCGAAAUGAUGGAUCGACUGUCGAAAGCGAAGGUCUUCACUAAGCUGGAUCUACGUGACGCCUAUCACAGGCUCCGGAUCAAGGAGGGCGAUGAGUGGAAGACCGCGUUCAAGACGCGAUACGGUCAUUUCGAAUACCUGGUCAUGCCGUUCGGGCUGGCCAACGCACCAGCCACGUUCCAAUCCUAUAUCCACCGAGCCCUGGGAGGCUUACUAGAUAGGAUCUGCGUGGUGUACCUGGACGACAUCCUUAUCUAUUCCCAGAACGAGGAGGACCACGACAAGCACGUUGAGGAGGUCCUAGAUCGUCUGGUUGAGUGGGGGAUGUUCGCGAAGGCAAGCAAAUGCGUCUUCUCCAGUAAAUCAGUGGAGUUUCUGGGAUUCGUCAUCACCCCAGACGGUGUGGUAAUGGACCCUGAGAGGGUCCGUACCAUCACUAAAUGGCCCAAACCAUCUAGUUAUAAGGAUAUUCAAGUGUUCUUAGGCUUUGCCAACUUUUAUCGGCGAUUUAUAUUUAACUAUUUAGGAAUUGUCCGGCCGCUCAUCGACUAUAUGACGGCCGCCCAGCGCCUGGAGGAGGACUGGGGGGUCCCCGGUCAAGAAGAGGGGGGGGCGAAACUAAAGAAGAGUUGGAAGGGACUAACAAAAUGGUAUAAACCAUGGCACUGGCCAGAGGAAGCUCGCACGGCGUUCCUUACGAUUAGGGAGAAGUUCACAGGGGCCCCAGUGCUUCAGCACUUUGACCCGAACAAGCCUAUUAUCGUCCUUACUGACGCGUCAGAUUUCGCCAUGGCAGCCAUCCUGUUGCAACCCCAAACGUCCGACCUGGCCACAGAGCUUCACUGGAAGCCUGUGGCGUAUUGGAGCCGGAAGUUCACGGGCCCAUCCAUCAGAUGGCACACCCACGAUAAAGAACUGUCUGCGAUCGUCGAAGCCUUUAGGCAAUGGAGACACUAUCUCAAACACGCCCCGGCGACGAUCAGAGUACUCUCAGAUCACAACAACCUGAGGUACUUCAUGACAACGAAGGAGCUCUCUCCUAAACAAGCCCGAUGGGCGGAGGAGCUGGCAAGAUUCGACUUUGAAGUCGAAUACAAGCCGGGACCUGAAAACGCAGCGGACGGCCCAUCGAGGCGUCCAGAUUACGCACAAGGUCUUAAGGUUGGAGAACAGCAGGCCCUGCGGGACGCCAUGCUACCCACCUUACAACAGAAGCUUCGGAUCUAG
Ascochyta rabiei is the source of this 1965-nucleotide messenger RNA. RefSeq lists its product as uncharacterized. The transcript has a single exon. The record is from RefSeq and is a predicted model, not a curated record. NCBI's taxonomy places the organism in Eukaryota, Fungi, Ascomycota, Dothideomycetes, Pleosporales, Didymellaceae. Bases 1 to 1965 code for a protein of 654 amino acids.